CUAGACCCUCGCCAUAUUUCUCAAUAUUCGUCACACAAUAUUGGCUCAAAUCCAUAUUUGAACUCAACUUGAAAACUAAUAAGCAUGUCCUAACGCUAACUCUAUAGAACAUUAUACAAUUAAUAAUACAACAAAAACAUGAUUGCUGAUCCCGAUUUGCUGCAAACUUUGACUGAUUUGUCGCCAGACCAAGGCGCGUCUCAGGCAAGCAUUGACAUGAUUGUGGCCUACUCUGACAAAUUCACAGUAGACGUGGAAUUCCACCGUUUGUUUUUCUUGAAAGAGCUUGAGUUCAAAUUCAACUUCCUCGAAUCACAACGUCUCCAGGCUCAAAACCAGUUCGACAUUUUAAGCGCACGCGCUAUUGACAACUCGGACGCAAUUUUCGAACGGCUGCUGAAACGGAAAAUAAAAGAGUUGAACAACCUUUCGCGUGAAAUAAUAAUGAUCGACAACUUAUUGAACAACUUCGGUAUAACACGAAAGUUGCGAAACAAUCACAGUUACUUGAAUUCGGCUCUUCAAUCGCUUUCGGAUGAUGACGUAAAUUGUUGUAUAACAUACGAGCCCGACUCGAAUGAGUCAUCGCCUACAAGUUCCAUGGAAGAAAGACGGAGUACGAGUAACUCUACUCACUCGGUAAGCGACCGGCAGAGACCCCGAAUGAAUGCCAGCAGAUUUCGAGAACUGCGCAUGCGAAGCCGAAGAAAAGAAAUUUCCAGCGACUCGGGAGAAUUUCAGAACGAUUCACUUGAUAGCAUUUCAUCAAAAGAUUCGGAAACAAAAACUCCUGUUGCGACAAGAAAAGCCGAGUCAAAACCAUUGAGUGGAAAUCAAGACCAAAUGAGGACAAAACAAUCGAGUUGUGAAGAUAUAUUUGAGGGCCGUCGUCAAAGUUUUUCAAGUAUAAAACUGAGCUUGAACGACUUGCAGACUGUGACCGAAGACAGACCGCCGAGUAGUAAGUCGUCACCAGUGAUGCGAGCUCAAUCGGCUCAAGCAAGCGACACAAGUACUAGUCGAUUUUACCUCAAGAACCCACUAAGAAGUCGUCGAUCGGAUCCCUGCAUAUGUAUGCACAUCUUAAGUAGCCAACUGAACUACAUAAUGUAAUUCCAUGAAAUGAUGCGAUGAGAACAGAAAAUAUUCUUGCUGAGCUAUUUGGACUAUUUAGUUUUAAAUUUGAAAUUUAGCUCACGUUGA
Molecule: messenger RNA, 1203 nt
Organism: Symsagittifera roscoffensis
Lineage: Eukaryota; Metazoa; Xenacoelomorpha; Acoela; Convolutidae
Source: RefSeq, a predicted model, not a curated record